This is a messenger RNA of Physella acuta, 849 nucleotides long. RefSeq lists its product as uncharacterized. The record is from RefSeq and is a predicted model, not a curated record. NCBI's taxonomy places the organism in Eukaryota, Metazoa, Mollusca, Gastropoda, Physidae.
AUGUCUAAGUUUGUCCUGCAUGAAAUAUUUGCCCUACAUAACAUGUCUAAGUUUGUCCUGCAUGAAAUAUUUGCCCUGCAUGACAUGUCUAAGUUUGUCCUGCAUGAAAUAUUUGCCCUCCAUAACAUGUCUAAGUUUGUACUGCAUGAAAUAUUUGCCCUACAUAACAUGUCUAAGUUUGUCCUGCAUGAAAUAUUUGCCCUACAUGACAUGUCUAAGUUUGUCCUGCAUGAAAUAUUUGCCCUACAUGACAUGUCUAAGUUUGUCCUGCAUGAAAUAUUUGCCCGAAAUGACAUGUCUAAGUUUGUCCUGCAUGAAAUAUUUGCCCUACAUGACAUGUCUAAGUUUGUCCUGCAUGAAAUAUUCGCCCUACAUGGCAUGUCUAAGUUUGUCCUGCUUGAAAUAUUUGCCCUACAUGACAUGUCUAAGUUUGUCCUGCAUGAAAUAUUUGCCCUACAUGGCAUGUCUAAGUUUGUCCUGCAUGAAAUAUUUGCCCUCCAUAACAUGUCUAAGUUUUUUGUCCUGCAUGAAAUAUUUGCCCUACAUGACAUGUCUAAGUUUGUCCUGCAUGAAAUAUUUGCCCUACAUAACAUGUCUAAGUUUGUCCUGCAUGAAAUAUUUGCCCUACAUGACAUGUCUAAGUUUGUCCUGCAUGAAAUAUUUGCCCUACAUGACAUGUCUAAGUUUGUCCUGCAUGAAAUAUUUGCCCUACAUAACAUGUCUAAGUUUGUCCUGCAUGAAAUAUUUGCCCUACAUGACAUGUCUAAGUUUGUCCUGCAUGAAAUAUUUGCCCUACAUGACAUGUCUACGUAUGUCCUGCAUGAAAUAUCUGCCCUAGAACAUGUCUAA